Molecule: messenger RNA, 1006 nt
Organism: Benincasa hispida (wax gourd)
Lineage: Eukaryota; Viridiplantae; Streptophyta; Magnoliopsida; Cucurbitales; Cucurbitaceae
Gene: RPL21C
Product: Ribosomal protein L21
Biological process (GO): translation
Cellular component (GO): ribosome
Molecular function (GO): structural constituent of ribosome; RNA binding
Source: RefSeq, a predicted model, not a curated record
AGCCAUGGCUAAAACAACAACAAAUCAUCAAAGUUACUACACAAAGAAGAGGACCUUCAAGAGGUCUCUGUAAUGGCGUCUCUAACUCUUUCCCUCUGCGCUAAUUUCUCCACUCACUGCCGAAUCUCCACCAAGCACAAUCUACCUUCAUCAACCCCAAUUUUUCCUUCGAAUUCCCAUCAUCAUUCCUUCAAUUUCGAACUCUCUUCUUCUUUCUCUUCUUCUUUCUCCAUUCCUUCUUCCCGCCCUGCAUUCUCCUUCCUCCUCAAGUCCUCGGAGUCUGAAGCCGCCGUAAUCGACUCCGAGCCUGCCGCUUCCCAAACCCUUGAAAUCCCCUCCGAACAGGCCCCCAAGCGCGAGGAAAUCUUUGCGGUUGUUAUGAUUGGAUCCCGCCAAUAUAUAGUCUUUCCAGGGCGUUAUAUCCAUACCCAGAGGCUGAAAGGGGCUAACGUCAAUGAUAAGAUAACUCUGAACAAGGUUUUGCUUGUGGGAACGAAAACUCAGACAUACAUUGGAAAACCAGUAGUGACAAAUGCUGCCGUCCAUGCUGUUGUCGAGGAGCAGGGAUUAGAUGACAAGGUCAUUGUCUUCAAGUACAAGAAAAAGAAAAACUACCGACGAAACAUUGGACACCGUCAGCCAAAUACGCGAAUUAGGAUAACAGAAAUCUCUGGAUAUCAAGACUAUCCAGCAACCACACUUGAGUCGUAGAAACCUAUUCUGAUGAAUGAUCAGCAGCUUUGAAGAUCUUAUCGUUAUUCCUUGCUCAAAAUUCCUCCCUUUUUGUAUGUAAGUUCUUGUGAAUCAAAAUGUUUUUAAUUGAGUUGUUUCAAGCUGAUAAUGAAUCUCAGAAAAUCGCCAGUGACCAUUCUGUCAAUUUUUCAAGGAAAUUUAUUGCUAAUAUGGAGUCCUAGGAAUGUACUAGUUCAUAGCUUAAUUUUUAAAGGGCAUCCAAAUUCAAUUAAGGGGGUUUUAAACAAUUUUAUGUGUUGCAAUUUUAGACUUA